This is a messenger RNA of Manihot esculenta (cassava), 2264 nucleotides long. Its product is annotated as intracellular ribonuclease LX-like. Gene Ontology annotation, biological process: RNA catabolic process. The record is from RefSeq and is a predicted model, not a curated record. The transcript has 4 exons. Gene Ontology annotation, cellular component: extracellular region. Bases 1440 to 2135 code for a protein of 231 amino acids. NCBI's taxonomy places the organism in Eukaryota, Viridiplantae, Streptophyta, Magnoliopsida, Malpighiales, Euphorbiaceae. Gene Ontology annotation, molecular function: RNA binding; ribonuclease T2 activity.
UCCCUAUUUCAUUUUCUCAUUUUACUCGAGUUUCCUCCUCUCCGUCGGCGCCUCUCUCCCUCGCUUCUCUUCCCAUAAUUUCCAAUCGACGCCUCUCCUCCACUUCACUGACGACUGUCGGCAGCCGAGUCAUCUUCUCUCUCCCCAGUCAGCGAUAUCUCCCUCUCUCUCUCCAGUCGGCCGGCGACAUCUCCCACUUUCCAGUCAUUCACUGACGAGUGCCGGUAGCCCAGUCGGCACCGGCGAUGUCUCAUUUCUCCCCAGUUGAAGAUAAAUCUUCUCUCUCCCAGUCAGCCAUAUCUCCUCUCUCCCUCCAGUGUGCCGACGUCUGAACUCUCUUCAGGCUUGCAAUCAAAUUUUUUGAUAAUUAAGUUCUUUUAUGUGCAUGUUGUUAAAGAAUUUUUAGUUGAUUAAUGAUUGUGGUUUCAUGAAUUUGUUUGUUAUUUGUGUUAUAAUAUCCAAAUCUUUAUAUUUUUUGUCAUUCAAUUGUAAAAAUCGGGUUUGAGUAUUUAACGGUAUUGUUAAACGGAUUUGUUUGGGACGGGUUCAGGAAUUUUAUAUAUAAUCGGAUUUGAGUUUAGGUACUCUCAAUUUUGCGGGUACCUACCGUUUCCAUUCCUAGGUUCAAACAACUGAUUUGGAAUGCAUGGUUAUAGGUUGUUAUCACAGUCAAAACACAUGAAAUUCAAAUUCACACAAACAGGAACUAAGCAUGCACAAUCUUUCUUACUAUUGCCAAACCACCUCUAAAAAUAAGUGAUGUAUGUGAUGGGCAACGCAUGAAAUUUAUAUAUGUUUUUAUAUGAAAUAGGUGUAACCGACCGAAUUGAUUUAAUUUAAUAAUUUAGUUCGAUUUUAAAAUAAAAUCGAUUCGAUUCGGUUUUAAUUUUUAAAAAUUUUGGGUUGAUCGGUUCGGUUCGGUUUUGGAGACAAAAUAAUUCGAUCGAACCGAACCAACCGAAUUAGCUUUAAACGCUGCGUUUUAUGAUAGGUUAUUAUAUCACUUUCACUUUGCAAUCGGCACUUCCCAAGUCCCACCUACCUCCCUCUCUCUCAAACCUCAGUCUCAGACGGCCGCGAGACUCCUCACCAUUCUCGUCCCUUCUCCGUUCUCGUCCUUCAGUUCAGUGCCGCAGCCACGGCCAUCCACCCACCCAGUAGCCAGUCCUGCAGCCACCCACCCACCCACUCGCCAAAGCCAGCCAGAGUCUCUUCUCUCCAUCCUUCGCGUCUUCAGUGCCGCAGCCACAGCCACCCACCCACCCAGUCGCCAGUCCCGCAGCCACCCACCCACCCACCCACCCACUCGCCAAAGCCAGAGUCUCUUCUCUCCAUCCUUCGCGUCUCUCUCUCGCGGCCAUCGCUCGCGGCUUGCGUCCAUCGCUCGCGGCUUGCGUCUCUCUCUCACGGCUGUCGCUCGCGGCUUGAAUCUCUUCCUGAUGGCCGUCACUCACAUCUCUCCCUUACACAAUCGUGGUCGCGGCCAUCGCUCGCGGCUUGCGUCUCUCUCUCACGGCUGUCGCUCGCGGCUUGAAUCUCUCCCUGAUGGCCGUCGCUCGCAUCUCUCCCUUGCACAAUCGUGGUUCACCUUACAUGGUUUGUGGCCAGUUACUCUCGGUGGCAAGAGUCCUGAUUACAGUAAAUGUAAAAAGAUUCCCUUCAAUGCUAAUCAGCUAAUUCACUCUGAGAUCAUCCAUGAUUUAAACAAUUUAUGGCCCUCCCUUGAAAAAAAUAGAGCUAAUAUUAAAUUUUGGGAACAUGAAUGGGAGCGUCAUGACAAAUGCACUAUGUGGGAGCAAUUUCGCUACUUCCAAACAUCUAUUGAAAGGGUAAAGCAUGUGAAUACACUUAGAAAUGUUGAAAGCAUCAGACCCAUUAUUGAAUGCAGAACAAAAACAUCAGAUGCACAUCCUGUAUUAUACCAGGUAUAUUUUUGCCUUACCCAGGAUGGAGAACAGUUUCAAAACUGUCCACCACCAAAAGGGCAAUUAGGAUAUGGAUGCGGCACAGCCUUGGAAGUUAUAUUUCCAUCAACUGAAGGUAUACUUCCUUCAUCGGCAAUGGCAUUUGAAUCUUCAUGGAAUUUAUAUUUGAUCACAUAUGUAAUCUUCAAUGUCAUUAUAUAUCUUUUAUAAUUUUAGGGCAUUGAUAUUAAGGGAAAUUAUAUUUCUUUAGGGAUAAGCAAGUUUAGAAGGAAAUGUUCUAUGCCUCAUAAUCUGAUUUAUUAUGAUACAAUUUAUUAUGAUACCGUUUGUAUUUCUGCA